CCACUCCAACCAAAUCAAACUAGCCUCCCAGUUAACAAAAGAAACAUUUGCAAUUUUUAGCAAGAAAAAACAAUGAGGAGUUUCCCAAACAUACCAAACCACAAGAUGUCAACAAUAAUGGAGUCUCAGACACGGCAUCCAUGGCGUUCACCGGUCCCUUACCUAUUCGGUGGUUUAGCCGCGAUGCUUGGACUCAUAGCCUUUGCUCUCUUGCUACUCGCCUGCUCCUACUGGUCAUUCUCACGGCGGACAAACAGUGAAGGUGACGGCGAGAAACAGACGGAGUCCGGUGAAAAGGUGACGGCAAAGGUUUUCGAGGAGAAGAUUCUUGUGAUCAUGGCUGGACAAAACAAACCAACCUUCUUGGCCACACCUGUCCUGGCCAAGACUUGCAUGUCAAGCGCAGAAUGCGUAAUUACGGAGGACAAAGAAGGGCAAAAUGGAGAAUCCACGGAAAUAAAAGGGUCGUUGUUUUCUCCUGAUGAAGAAAACCAGUGAGCUCUGUACUCUAGAGUGUUUUUAUUUUGUCGUUUCUGUCGCCCUCUGUUUUUUGUUCCUUUUUUGGUUGUUGUUGGAAUUAUUUUCCUCUGUUUUUCUCGACCAUGAUAUUAUUGUAAAGCUUCAUUAGAUUAGUAAAUGUUAACAAAAGUUUGACAAA
This is a messenger RNA of Raphanus sativus (radish), 658 nucleotides long. RefSeq names its product protein GLUTAMINE DUMPER 5. NCBI's taxonomy places the organism in Eukaryota, Viridiplantae, Streptophyta, Magnoliopsida, Brassicales, Brassicaceae. The record is from RefSeq and is a predicted model, not a curated record. Gene Ontology annotation, biological process: regulation of amino acid export. The transcript has a single exon. The coding region runs from base 73 to 498 and encodes 141 amino acids.